Messenger RNA from Coprinopsis cinerea okayama7#130, 660 nucleotides. RefSeq lists its product as hypothetical. The transcript has 2 exons. Lineage: Eukaryota; Fungi; Basidiomycota; Agaricomycetes; Agaricales; Psathyrellaceae. The record is from RefSeq and is a predicted model, not a curated record. Bases 1 to 660 code for a protein of 219 amino acids.
AUGUCUCUCACUGAAAUGCAAUCUAUCGUCAACUAUCAGUCGAGUCGACUUCGCUCAAUUAUGCGAACAUAUUUAGAGGGGGAACAAACACGGUCGGCGGAGUCGAACAAGGAAUUCAUGAAGGGAUUUUACCAAGAGUUGGAGGUGUGUGGAACGUGGAUCGCUGUCGCCAGUUUGAAGUACGAAGGCUUGAUCCAAGCUCCCCCCUGCUACAAAGAAUGUAUGCUCGUGGUGGUCAAUAACGGUACAAUGGUUCGAGAGGCUUGGGUGGAUGCAAUAUCCGGGACAUCUGGUGCGCCAGAUGGUUAUUUGGAUCGAUAUGAGCGGGCAUGGUGGAAGGAUGGACUGAGCGCUGUCUCCCCAAUUCAAGACGUUAGUGACUCGGUCGCUGUUUGGAAAGCGCAGUCACCCAAUAUGUGCCGUGCGCUAGAGCCGCUCCCACCACCGGUGACUAGUCUGGAGUCCCUUUCGCAGGAAAGACUUCAUUCGGCCAGGGCCGUCGCUCGAGACUUACGCGCCUUGAUUGUGAAGGAAGUUGCGGAACGUGUGGCACGGAUAAAGGAUCUCCAGGCCCGGAUCAUUCACAUUACGAUGGAGAGGAAUAGGGUAGAAGCGUUGGAGGUUGAAUACCAGCGGAAUCAGGCAUUAGGAAAGGAUUGA